AUGGUUGAUGCUUAUAGCAAUUUAAGUGAUGUUCGUGUUGGAAAUUUUCCAUGGUGUUUGAAGGUUCGUGUGAUUCGUCUUUGGGUGGUCAAAUCCAAUUUAAUUUCUGGGGAUGCAAGGAUACAUGCUACUGUCCGGAGACACUUGAUUCCUUUGUUUAAAGCUGUUAUUAUUGAAGGUGAAGUUUAUACUUUAUCUGCGUUUUCUGUUGUUGAUGCUUAUGGAUUAUGCAGGCCAACUAGGCAUCCUUAUUUUAUGGGGGUAAUGACUGGUAUAUCUUCCCAGAAUGAGUUUCUUAAAGAUGGUCAACGUGUCAAAAUGAUUGUUGUUGAGAUAUCUGAUCACAGAGGUUUCUGUCAUGUUGUUCUGUUUGGCGAAAUUGUUGAUUACUUGGUUCAGAUGAUGACCACUCUCGACGGAGGUCUACCGGUGGUUGUUAUUCAAUUUGCCAAGAUCAGAUUUUUUCGUGGUCGUGUUCUUUUACAGAAUAUUCAAAAUCUAACUAGGAUGUUGUUUAAUCCUCCAGUUGAUGAAUCUGUACUUUUAGGAAGAAGGUUAUCUAAAAUGCGAGGUGGACCUGCAAUGACUGUUCCGUUAAUUGGUCCUCCCGUUAAACCUUCGGUCGUGGGAUGA
Messenger RNA from Trifolium pratense (red clover), 633 nucleotides. RefSeq lists its product as uncharacterized. Lineage: Eukaryota; Viridiplantae; Streptophyta; Magnoliopsida; Fabales; Fabaceae. The transcript is spliced from 6 exons. The record is from RefSeq and is a predicted model, not a curated record. The coding region runs from base 1 to 633 and encodes 210 amino acids.